This is a messenger RNA of Gadus chalcogrammus (walleye pollock), 6611 nucleotides long. RefSeq names its product TBC1 domain family, member 22B (gene tbc1d22b). The record is from RefSeq and is a predicted model, not a curated record. The transcript has 14 exons. Gene Ontology annotation, molecular function: GTPase activator activity. NCBI's taxonomy places the organism in Eukaryota, Metazoa, Chordata, Actinopteri, Gadiformes, Gadidae. Gene Ontology annotation, biological process: activation of GTPase activity. Bases 218 to 1807 code for a protein of 529 amino acids.
CAAUCAUACGGCUGCUUCUGGGUGAUCCAAGAUGGCGGCCUCCAGCGCUCGGUAUCGUACAUCAUCAUAAUUUAACACAAAAACAUUUUUAAAGGACUACAAACUUUGGGGAAGGUGAAAGGGGCCAAGCGGCGGGACGGUAUCGCCGGUUGACCACGGAGACGGACCCCCAUGAGGUAUCGGUCUGGGUAGACUCGGUGUGACGGACUAUUGAAGUAUGGCGACCGAGAACCGAAUCCACUUCUGGAGGAGGAACGUGAAGGUUCCCGGAAGUAUUCAGCCAGUUUAUGGAGCUCAGCAUCCACCCCUCGACCCCCGACUGCGGCGCACGUUCGCCAAAGAAGCCGCCAAGCCAAACCUCAACAAUCUGAAGUCCAAGAAGCCCUCUAGUUUCCACGAAUUUGCGCGUAGCACCAACGAUGCCUGGGACAUCGACGAUGAUGAGGAGGACGAAGAAUUCCUGGCUGCCCAUCAGACGUCACUGACGCCCAGCCUGCACCCCUCCCCUCCUCUCCAGCAGUACCCAGGGCCGUCCCUGCACCAGGCGGACCUCGCUGACCGCCUGACUCCUCUGGGGGCAGCCGGCCUGAACCCCCAGGAGGAGCAGGAGCCUGACUGCGAGGAAGAGGCGCAGCAGGACGAAGGAGAGGAGGAAGAGUGCGGAGAGUUCAAUGGCAGGGUGGGCAAGUCCAGCAGUGAUGCCCACCUCGGCGAUUCCUCAGUUCGAUCCACGCUGCAGAAGCAGAAGUCCCUCCCGAUGAGACCCAUCAUCCCGCUGAUCGCACGCAUCUCGGACCAGAACGCGUCGGGAGCGCCGCCCAUGACGGUGCGAGAGAAGAGUCGGCAGGACAAGUUCCGCCAGCUGCUGGCCAGCCCCAACACCGACCUGGAGGAGCUGCGGAAGAGCAGCUGGUCAGGCAUCCCAAGAGAGGUCCGACCAAUCACCUGGAGGCUUCUCUCUGGCUACCUUCCUGCCAACAUGGAGCGCAGGGAUCUGGUGCUGAAGAGGAAGCGAGACGAGUACUUUGGCUUCAUAGAGCAGUACUACCACUCCAGAACAGACGAGCACUUCAAAGACACAUACAGACAGAUCCACAUCGACAUUCCCAGAACCAACCCUCUGAUCCCCCUGUUCCAGCAGCCGACGGUGCAAGAGGUGUUUGAGCGCAUCCUGUUCAUCUGGGCGAUCCGCCACCCUGCCAGUGGCUACGUCCAGGGGAUCAACGACCUGGUCACACCCUUCUUCGUAGUUUUCCUUUCGGAAUUUGUGGAGGAGGAUGUGGAGAACUUUGAGAUGGCCGGCCUUCCUCUGGAGACACAGAGGAACAUUGAAGCAGACAGCUUCUGGUGUAUGAGCAAGCUGCUGGAUGGAAUACAGGACAACUACACGUUUGCUCAGCCCGGAAUCCAGAACAAAGUGAAGGACCUGGAGGAACUGGUCAGCAGGAUAGACAUGGACAUCCAUGGUCACCUGAAGAGGUACGAGGUGGAGUACCUGCAGUUUGCGUUCCGCUGGAUGAACAACCUGCUGAUGAGAGAGCUACCGCUGCGCUGCACCAUACGGGUCUGGGACACCUACCAGGCGGAGGCUGAAGGCUUCUCCAACUUCCACUUGUACGUGUGCGCUGCGUUCCUCAUUGAGUGGCGCAAAGAGAUCCUGUCCAUGGUCGACUUUCAGGGGCUUCUCAUGCUACUUCAGAACCUUCCCACAAUCCACUGGGGUAACGAGGAAGUGGGUCUACUUCUCGCUGAAGCUUACAGACUUAAGUAUAUGUUUGCAGAUGCACCAAAUCACUACAAGAGAUAAGCCAGGGCCUUCAAAGUUACCACAAGCAGCAGUUUGAUGGCUUCCCUUUAAAUUAAAUCCACUGUUUGGAAUGGACUUCUUCCAAUGUUUGAAGCACUCCAGGUAAAUUGUGUCUAAUGAAAACUAGGCCAGACAUAUCGACAGGGAAAUAAACAAUGUACAGCAAAUACACUAUACGUGUAAAUUAAGGGCAACUCCUCAAACUUCCGUCAUGGUACUCCGUUGUACAAAAUAUCUAUGUUUGCUAAGUUCAAUGUGUGGGUAUGGAGGGGGGUUCACCAAGGCUCUGUUUAAGUGCUUUAGUCCAUCUCCAGUUUAAGGACAGUUUAAAUUUAUUCCCACAUAUUGAUAGAAGUCUUGUUUGGUGAUGGAACCAAUGGAACUGGUCGAUAUUGUUUGGCAGACUUUCUCAUGGACAGCUCCAGUUUAACUCCUGGUCACAUGGAAUCGUGUUUUACUCAUACCUGAUGAGGUCAUGCAGCAUUGAUUGUUUUUACUUGUUAUAGUAAAAAUAGUGUAAAUAAUAGGUAAUGUUUGUGAGACCAUCCUUUUUAUUAAAAAGAUGGUGUCCAAUGGAGUCUACAGAUUUAUAUUUUCUUCAAAAAUUGUCUCUGUGAUUGUUUUUACAAGGUAAAGGACAAAACACAGGCUGUGUUUUUAUUUUAAUAUCAUACUGGCCGGUUGGGAUGAAAAGGUUCCGAUUCCCAGAGAUCUGGUGGGGCUUUUUUUCCCGGUCAGAAGACUGAUUCUCCAGGCAGUCAACCCUUCAGUCUGUCGGGACUGAAAUGGUCAUAUUGAGCCUAACUCGGAGCCAUGACCUCAUCUUCUUUUCUGAUUUACUUUGCCAUUUAAAGAAAAUAAAAUAUUUGUAUGGAUAUUAAAUAUGGCCACCUUUCUAUAUCUGGCCUUCAUUCUUCUGUUGUAUUUCAGGUUCCCUUGGUGCAGUUUAAGUUACCAAAUAUGUUCUAGCUCUCCUUUGGGCUCUGAUGUUCACUCCAGAAUAGUACGUAGCCUUCCUACAUGCUGAUGCCUUUUCAUAGUGACCUUUUGUAACACACUGUUGUCACUUUGUUGAAGUGAUACUCCAGAGAUGUUCCUCUUUCUAGUGAUGUAGCUACUCCACAUCACUGAUUAGUUCAAACAAAUUAAACAUUUGAUUAAAUAGUUACAAAUAUCAAAUAGUAUCAAAUAUUCUGUUUGAGAAAUGGUUGAAUUUACUACGUUUGCCUUGGUACUAGCUAAUAGUAAGUACAUUUUAAGUUUCCAUUCCAAUAUAACUAGAGUAUGGUAGAGAAAUGAUCUCCUUGAUUAUUAUAAAGAAUGUAAUUAAUUUAACAGGCCGGUAGAGAAGCCUUCUGUAGUGUCACUCAAUCGGUUUGUGUUUUUUUGUUUCUGGUACCUAUAACUGUGACUGCCUAGUCGUGUGAUCCAGGUUCAUUUGUGUCCAGGAUUAUCGCGAUCAUUUAUGUUCAGUUUUUAUUUUCUUUAUGGAAUGUGAAUACAUGUGAUACUACUUUAGUCAUAACCAGGAUAAUUAUCCUGCACAAUGUGAGGAAGAAGACAAUCAUUAAACGUGGUACUUAUUUGUGGGUUGUUUUUUCAAACAUAAAUGAACAGCCUUGUAGCAAAUAUGUAACUUGAUGAGAAUGUAGUGAAUACUAAUUAGAAAUGCACAAGAUAUGGUUGGACGAUAAUCUGAGUAGUCAACAGUAUUGAUUUAAUAUUGUGAUGAAACAUACUGCAAUGUUGAAAAUGGUGUUUAUACCACAACAUUGCAGUUGUUUGAAGUAAACUUGAAUGCUUUGCUAUUUGGCAGCUACAAUUACAGCCCUUACGGGGGGGUUUGGCUAAGAGAAGGCAUGUUACAUAAUCCAGAAGUGUCAAUUAAUUUGUUUGUUGCAAAGAGUGCAUUUAAAUUCCCUGAUAUCAAGCAUGAUGUGUAGCAAUGAAGAGCCAAUCAGAUACUGAGGCUACACGUUGAUCUCUCAGAAUUCGCAGGGAUUCAAUCAUUGACCAAAGUAAUGUUGGACGCUUAAUAGAAGAGAUUUUUUUUCCACACAAAUGAUCAGCAUUGCCUGUUGUCUUUUUUUCUGGUUACAUAAAUGCAUCUAAAUUAAAUGUACAGACUACGAAGUAUAGUAUUGGUCAUUUAGUGUUCGCUCAUUAUUAUAAAUUGCAUAUUCUGCAAACCUGUUACAUACAUACAUUUUUUAUUAAAGCUGUCUUUCUCCAGGUCUGUUUUUCUUCUAAUUUGCCUUGACUGAGAAACACUUUAAUUGUAUGUACUUCACAUUAAUUAAAAUGUAUUUUGAGCAACUUCCCGUUGCUUGCCAAGAACAUUAUGCACUGAAGACUUGAAUCGGUAAUGUGUAAUAGUGUUUCCCCUAGAUUUUUUUGGAGCAGUGGUAAAAUGUACAGAGUCAUCGGACUAAGUCAAGGUAUCUGCUGAGACUAGAUCAUUGUGCAAAUGUGCCUUGAACUUGGCAGAAACUUGUUUUUUUUCACAAAUGCAUAGAGGGGAAACACUAAUAACCCAUUCUUGUAGACAAUGGAACAAUAACUUGCACAACACUAAAAUACCUACCAUUUUGACGCCUACAUGUACUUGGUGUCAUACCAUUUAGAAACAUGUAGGACCUGAAACACACUGAAUACAAGAUAAUUCCAACAGAAACAAAACUGAAGCAGUUAGGAGCAACUUAAAAAUAAGAACAUACUGCUAACUGAAAUUCAAAAUACAAUAAAAGCAGCCAGGGUAAGGGUUAAAACCCCUGAAAGAGGAUUGUUUUGCACAGCUUCUUUCUCGUGCUUCCUUUCUGAAGUUCAAGAGGCGUGUUUGGCAAUGUGGUGCAGCCUUAUCUUAUGAAACACUGACACAACCAAUGAUAACAAGUCCGAAUGGUGGUUGUCGAUGCCAAAUUGUGUCUCCUCAAUGUGUCCCCCAAGCAGAAAUACAUCCUCUGUUCCAAUCUCCCCUCGGACGAUGUGUAGGACUGUCGACACCUUAGGAGCUUGAGCUUGCAUUGUUGAAGCUUGGCGGAUCACACUCUCUGCAGCUCUCAGCACCUUAUAAUAAUCAUAACAAUAAUAAAAAAUUAUAUUUAUAUAGUGCUUUACACAGUGCUCAAAGACACUUUGAACAGACACUACAGAACAGAGAAAAUAAGAAAAAAGCAACUUGAAUAUUCAAAGACUAACAGAUAAAAAAAUAAAUAAUAAUCAAACCUUCACUGAGCCUAGUGAUGGAAUCACUAGGCCACCAUUGUUUUUCAGGGUCAGAAGGUGGAAGUUCUUGUCAAAUGAAGAUGGCACGGCCUCUCUGACCAAGGCUCCAACGGCACACAGCUGCAGUCCUGUGAGUACUCAUGGCCCUGCUUUGCCACGAAGUCCGUCUUAAGGUCUGAAAUGUUAUGAGCAAAGAUGAAUUAGUCCGCUUCAGAUAAUAACCAAGGAGUUUAAUAAAGAGUAACAAUAACAUGUGCAUGAAUUUCAAAGUGCUAAUUUUGUCUUACCUGAGUAAAAUGCAAGCUUCUCUCUGAGCUCUUCAUUAAUUAGGUUAUUUUCCCUUAAAUCCCCCAAAAGACCCUUCACUGUGGUUUUUGCCCUCUUUUCUCUGGACAUGGCAUUCUUCUUUUCUCGCGCCAGACUUUCCACUCUUGCCAGGUGUUCAUUGACUUUGGCCUUAACAGCGGUAGGAGAAGCAGGCAAGGCAUAGCCAUGAUCCUAGUAGAAAAAGGGACAAACAGGGUUUGAGUAAUGUUCCACUAGACAUGGUCCUAGUAGAAAGAAAGAGGGAUAAACAUGGUUUGAGUAAUGUUUCACUUCACAAACAUCACUUUGACACAACUAGUUUAAUAAUAAUAAUAAAUGGAAUUUAUAUAGCGCUUAAUAUGGUACUCUAAGACGCUUUACAUAUUGCCCUAUCAAAACUAUGUAAGACAGACUAGGAAUAAAAGAAAAACAGAGGUUAAACAUGAAGAAUAAGGUGGGAGUUAGGUGGGGAAGACUAGUGUUAAAAGGUAUGUUUUGAGGGCAGAUUUGAAAGAAGAGAGGGUUGGGGCAGCAGUUUAUGGCCCACGUCCACAUUCUUUGUUAUAGUCAUCAGCUAUCAAAGCCAGUUAAUUGUGAGUGUGUUUAACAUGAGUGGCAGCAAAACAAGUGAGAUUUUAAUAUGUCCAGGAACAUUAUGUAUGAUGUUGAAAGUAGAAAUACUCACAUCAUAAGGCUGAGGUUGUGGGUGGGAGGUUGUCAUUUCUGGGGAAUCGUUAGAGGCCACGGACAGGCUUUCGUCAGCUCUUCUGGAGGUAGAAGCAGCCCUGCCCUUUGCCAAAUGAAAUGAAGAAACAUUAUACAUAAUACAUAAUACAAUAUAUAAAAGGAUACGUUGGUUUGUCAAUAGAAUAUUUACAUUUAUGAAUGCUAAUAGUCUAAUGAUGAUCCACCUACCUUUUGGAGGUGAACCGGGAAUCUGAAGAGGGAUGGAAUAACACCAUCACGUAGUCUGACAAUCUGACCCGUCCUGUCAAAAUCAGCCUGCUUAAAAUGUUGACUGCACACAACUGAAUAAUCACUUGCAGUGAAUCCUUCUCUCCUCAAAGCCACUUCCCACUUCUUCCUCACAUCUUUGUCUUUGGGAAACCUUCAAAAGUGUCAGAUGUAAUCUAGGUCAGUGCUUAUGGAAUAUGAUUUAUCAAGUCUCAGUUCAUAGCCGGGUGAACACAUAUUCUAGUUCAACAGUAAUCCCAAGAUUAGAUACCCCAUUCCAGGUGUCAGGUAAGUGUGGCAGGGCCUUUUCCUGUUUAUC